AUGGUACAUUUUGACAAAACUAUUAAAAAGAAAGAGGUAACGUCUAUGGCGUCAAACCAUCCCGCACAUUCAGUGAGUAUUCCUGAACCAGUUAGUACACCCGCUGAACCACCAUUUAAUGGAACAACACGUACAGCAAGUUUACAACGUCGUCACUGCCAAACAGAAAUAACCGGGUUAUCACAGACUAUCGUAACAGCUACCAAAGGAAGUACAUGGUGCACUUUUGUGCCUAUAAAUAAAGAAACUCCUCAGAUACCAUGCGAACCAUUAAUUUUGUCACGCAUAACAGGUCCCAUGCCGACAAUGACAUUAAGUUCCAAUAUUCGCCGAACGUAUAGUCACAUCGAAUUUGGUGACCCUCACUUUGAUACACCUGGACCCAUUGAGUUUCUGGUGGGAGCCGAUAUUUAUGCAAACAUAUUUGGCAACUGUUCGCGUAUAAUACACACUCCAGGUUUACCGUCAGCAUAUGAGACACUUUUUGGUUGGAUAAUCAUAGGUCAGUCGACUGUCAACACUUCGUCGUCGCCGGUAUCAUUACUACUUAUGGCCGAAACAUCUAUCGACAAUAUGUUAUGUAAGUUCUGGGAACUUGAAGAACCUACAAAAUCAACAUUGCCGUUCACCGAUGACCAGAAAUGUGAAGAUCAUUUCAAUCGCACUACGAAACGAGACUCUACAGGACGUUACUCAGUUUCUUUUCCGUUUCGUAUGAACCCAUCUCACCUCGGAGACUCACACGCAAUGGCACUUUCGAGAUUUUAUACUUUAGAACGCAAGUUAUUAAAAGAUCGUGAACUAUAUACUCAGUAUUGUGCGUUUAUGAAACAAUAUGAAGAUCUUGGCCAUAUUUCGUCUUUGCAUUUAAUAUAA
This is a messenger RNA of Acyrthosiphon pisum (pea aphid), 876 nucleotides long. RefSeq lists its product as uncharacterized. The record is from RefSeq and is a predicted model, not a curated record. The transcript has 2 exons. Bases 1 to 876 code for a protein of 291 amino acids. NCBI's taxonomy places the organism in Eukaryota, Metazoa, Arthropoda, Insecta, Hemiptera, Aphididae.